GUCAGAAUAAACUAUUCAUUAUUUCACCAGUUAUACGAAGAUCGGAAACUUUUCCAAAGUCUUACUCUGAAGCAUAAUUACUGUAAACGCUACUGCUUAUAUUUGAAACAUUCACCACGCUAGAUCAUCAGUAGUUAACAAUCUUCUACAAACGGACAAUGAAUUCAACUACUGAUGAUAAAACUAUUCUUACUGAAAUUAAUGAAAGUCCUAUAACUGAGUCUAAUCCACCAACCACUUCUUCAUGUCACAACUCUUUCAUUAAUUCAUCAUCUUCACCAUCGUCUUCCUGUGCUACAGAUUUAUGUGCUUGGUGUCAAAAACCAAAUCUUCAAACUUAUAAAUAUAGUUCAUUUUAUCAGUCUGUUAGUCUAAACAAUACUAAAUAUAAAAUAAAACCUGUUCCAGUUUGUUGUUCACAAAUAUGUUUUGAUAAUUUACGUCGUGCUUAUUUCAAAAAUCGUCGCCAUCAAUUAAACAAUCAAUUAAUAAAUGAAAUACCUGCUAUGGUAAUUUCUGGUCGAUUGCCAUAUACAUCAGAUUCGGAUAAAGAAAAAACCGAUGGUAAAAGACAAUCAAAUUUAUCUUAUCAUUCAAAUACGAGUUGCAGCCCACCAGUUACCAUUUCUAAUACUACUACUACUAAUAAUAAAUUAUCAUCAAAGAAACGAUUACAUAAUCAAUAUUCUGAGCAACAGCAUCAUCUAUCACAGGAUACUUUUCUUAAAUCUUCUACAAAUAAUUCUCAAUUUCAACAGAAAUCUUUAAAUGAAAAGUCAAAUUAUGAUUUAUUUUCAAAUUUCCAACUAUAUUCACAAUUAUACAACUACAUAAAGAAAAAUAAUAUUGAAAUGUCUAUUCCAUUAUAUGAUUAUAUUAUACAACGUCUUGAUAUGAAUCACUUUAUAAAUAAUUUCAAGAAUAACAUAAAUAUAGAUCAUAUUCCUAGGACAACUAUAACCGAUACAAAUACUACUGAUAGUACUACUACUACUACUACUACUACUACUACUAACAAUACUGAUCAUGAUAUAAACAUUAAUCCUGUAACUAUUGAUAAUUUGAAUAAUGAAUUAAUCCAUUCAAAUUUAGAACAUAAUCAAUUAAAUUAUUCAAAUAUAGAAAUUAUGAAUGUAAUAAAUCAAUUAUUAAUAUCAUCAAUUAAAAAUGAUAAUCAUAUAAUUAACAAUGAAAUGAUACAUACUACUACUACUAAUAAUAAUAAUGAUCUAAAUUGUUUAAAUCAAUUACUUAUUAUUCCAAUACCUAUACCAAUAUUUAAAAUGGCACCAAAUUUAUUAAAUAUUUUACAUCACUAUGGUUAUCAUUCAAUGAAUUCAUGUAAAUAUAAUAAUAAUAAUAAACAAUUGAAUAAUAAAGAUGCAAUGACUCAAACAAUAAAUUUAAACAAAAUUAAUAAUGAAUAUAAACAAACUAAUGAAUUUAAUAAAACAGAAUUAAUUCAUUAUUUAAAUAAAAACAAUGAAAAAGCAUUAGAUUUAAGUUCAACAAAUGUAAAAAAAGCUCCUUAUUUAAAUAAACAAUGUUUUAAACAAUUAAAACAACAAUCUUUUAAUUAUAAAUUUCAAAAUAAAAAAAAAUUAUAUUCUAAUAAAAAAUUAUCAAAACAAAUAUAUUUUUCUGGUAUAUAUAAAUUAAUUCAUCCUAUAACAAAACAUUGUUAUACAGUUAAAAUUAUACCAAUUAAACGAUAGUUAAUUAUAUAAUAAUAAUGAAUAUGUAAAUAUAUUUGUAUAUUUUGAAAUUUAAAAACAAAACAAGAACUAAUGAACAAUAGUUCAAUGUUCAAUAUAUUACUUUCGGAUCGUUUAAAGAUGUUCAUCAUAUUAAAAGAUUAAUAUUUGGAUGGAAAAAAUAAUUCUUUUGACAUAUUCUCUUCAGGUUCUACAAUUCUAUAUUCAAGUUAAUAAUCUGAAAAAAAUGAUCAAGUUAGGAGUAAAGUAUAUGUAACCCAUAUUUGUUCUGAUCAUGGAUCUUAAAUUUUCACUUAACAUAUAUACAGAUUCAAAUUAACAAUCUAUAUGAGUUAUAUCAACAUUACCAACUUUAUAUAAGAACUUUCGUCUAAAU
Molecule: messenger RNA, 2091 nt
Organism: Schistosoma rodhaini
Lineage: Eukaryota; Metazoa; Platyhelminthes; Trematoda; Strigeidida; Schistosomatidae
Source: the annotation of a GenBank genome assembly